UUGCUCAUUUUGUGACUGUAUACUAGGGAUGAGUCAUGAUUUUUGAAUACUCAAUAUUCAUUAUUUUAUUAAAAAUCGAAGAGUUCAUGCGACAAUUUUCUGACCUUAAAAAAAAACCAAUUGUCCACCAUUUUUACCGAUGACUGUUCAAAUAUGGUACUCCGCUAGACGGUGGCUGUAGAGCAUCUGAAAUCUGUUUGCUAACCGCAUUAAAUAGCAGAAAAAGAUGAAUGCAAACCGCAUGAUGAACAAAAGAAGACAAACUCUAACUGCAUUAAAUAGAAAAGAGGAAGAAAACAGCAACAGUUGGGAAAUAUGGGCGUAGCACUGUGAGACUCAGAAACACAGAAAAAUGCAGAGACUGAGCAUGGCUGUAAAAUGUAAACAUUUAUGCCACUCUGCUGUGUCACAGACACAUGAAGGUUGAGACAGUUGCUUCCAUUGCCCGCCACCAGCGGCAAACUCAAGCCGAUGGCAGUUGAAGCUACUGCCACACAAACGUACCAUUAACAGGACGGGUGUCCUGUGGAGCGUUUACUUUUACUGUCUUCACCUGCAGUGCACACAGUGACGUGCUGUGUGAGUCAGUGUUGUCUCAACUUCUCCUUUCAAACAUGCUGUCAGAUGCCUGGAGCCAACAAACCCAGAGUUAAAGACCCAAAUCAUUAACAUUGUGAUUGUAUAAUUGAAUUUUUAAUUGAUAUACCUUAAAUCACACUGCAUUAACCCCCCUGUACUAUCUUUUGUAUCUAUCUAUAUAGCAAUAUGUUUAGUUUUAUUUAAUACUUUCUGUGUGUGACUAGUGUUGAUUACCAACAAAUACCAAUGAGCCUGAGUCCUUAGACUGACAACCAAGGUUUGACUCCAGCCUGGUCUGUUAGCUGCAUCUCAAAUCAGCUUCUAAAAGCUGUUGUGUCAAUGUAUGGCUGUCAAAUGAAGGCAAAUACUGCACCUUAAAAAAUAAGAAUAUAUUUAAAAUCCUGUAUUUUCACAUGUAUUGUUUUACUCAAUAUGUUUGGCAUACAUGCGUCAAUCAAUAGAGUUUUAUAUAUUUAAUGUUUAUCAUCAAAUUUGUCUUUGGUUCAAACUGGCCUGCAAGGACAAUGUGCUUAGUUUGUUAGAAUAAGUGAUCUCUUCAGUAUUUUUUAUGACAGUAAUACAUGUGACUAUUUGCUCGAGCCAACAGAAAUGCCCAACGUCUAAUUGUGUAUCUUCUAUUACACGUUACACCACAAGAGAUGUUGUGUUUCAGUUAACCUGAUUUUAAAAAUAGGCAAGAGAGCCACUCUUUAAAACUUUCUCAUCGUUCAGGCUGAAUGCUUCGAAUGAGCUCAGCAAGUUUCCUGUAUGAGACUGAAUAGAACACAGGGUGGGUGUCAAGGGGAUUAGGUGGUGGUUAAGUGGUGGACUUGAGGACUGUAACAGAUCAGUGGGCCAUCACAGACACAUUCAGGCUGCAGCUCAUCUGGCAAGGUAAGCUUUCAUGUCCGUAUCACUCAGAAACAUAUGAAACCAGACAGUAUUUUAGAUUCUUAUAUUUCAUUUCUACUGGUGUUAUGAUGACAAAUAAUAGAUUAGUCUGUACCUAGUGUUUAUAAUGUGUCAGGAUUUGAUUCACUUUUGUUUGAGGCAUUUAGAGAUGUAUCACUCAUAGUGACAGAGGUGUAUGACACUGCAUCUUCUGAUAAUUUCAAAAGUUUCCUGAAAUUCCAAAAUAACAAAAUUUUAGAAAUGUUGCUUAAAUAAAACAUCUUUAUGUAGCGUUAAAGUAACUGCUGUGUUUUCUAACUUAAAGAGGUCAAAACGUGACUCACUGGAAGGUGACAACUUUCACCAUGGGAACUACUUGUCUCCUUAGACUUCUAAUCAUGUCGACAGGCUUCUCUGUGCUGCAGCAGGUGAGAAGCUGGGGCAUCACUGUGCCAAAAACAGUGACCGCAGUGGAGGGAAGCUGUGUUGUGGUCCCAUGUAAGACAAAAACUCAUGUUUGGGCUACCUGGUACCAAUACGCCAAGUUCUCCUAUCCUAAGGUGUAUGACAGAUUCCUUCCUUCAGUGGAACAACAGUACAGGGGACGCACCUCAGUACUGGGUAGUGCUGCAGAGGGAAACUGCACCCUCUUGAUCAGAAAUAUUAAGAGAGAAGACAACAACCUUGAAGUUUAUGUUUGGAUCGACCCAGACUCUCCAGCAACUCAGAAAUACUAUGAUCAAACUGUUAGAAUCUAUGUUGAGAGACAAUCUCCAAUAAUCACAAUUCAGGAGCAAAUAGUAGAAGGAGACAUUUUCCAGGCUAACUGCAGCAUUAUCCACUCCUGCCCAUUAUCGCCUCCAUCCCUUAAAUGGACAAGAAGUCAAUUUAUGGAAAACUCAACUUUAAUGGAGAUCAACAAGCAAGUACAGUUGCUAUGGAUGUACACAGAGACACUGCAUGGGCUGGCAACAUACAAAUUGCACAACAGCACAAUGAGAUGUUCUGCACUGUUCAGCGACCUCACUUUAGAAAGUCAACAAGUAACACUCAACAUUUUAUAUAAACCCGUGACUGUGAUGCUGACACUGAAAAAAGAGUCUGUGAUAGACGGGGAUAACGUCAUCAUGGAGUGUGCUGCAAACUCUAACCCAUCACCACACACAUACAAAUGGUUCAGCAGACAGAUGGGUCAGAACACCAUCAUAAAUACAACAGAUGGAAAACUGCUCUUUGAAAACAUUACUCAGAAAACAUCUUUCUCCUGCGUUGCCUACAAUGACAUUGGAGAGGGGCAGUCCGACUGGGUGGAUCUGGAUGUUCAAUUUGCCCCAACAAUCCUACCGGAGUCCUCCUGCCACCUGAGAGGGGAGUUUCUGAAGUGUGUCUGCCAGGCUGAAGCUUUCCCUGAUGCCUCCAUACAAUGGGCCAUUGAUGGAAAUGACUCUCUCUCAUCCUCUGUCAGCUUGGUUUCCAAAAAUUACAAGCAUAUUGUUUCUGGGGAAUUAAGUGGCCAAGCUCAAAGCCAGGCUAAUGUGACUUGCACGGCCACAAACUCCCUGGGCAAACACACCAAACAACUUUAUUUAAACAAAAUGCCAACACAGUCUUCUUUUUCCAUUUGGUUGGGAGCUUUAUUGCUUGUUGGCAUUGCUUUAUUGUUUGGAAGCGCAGCGGUAAUUUACAGAAAUAGACACAGAUCACCGCCAGGUUCUGUGUGCAACACUGCAAUCCUUUUAAGGCCGCUAAGUGUCUCAGAGAAUAUGCAAGGGGAACUAAGAUAUAACAACCCUCAAAGUUUGAGCACACAAGUUGAAGACACACAAUCAAACUCGUGCAGAGCAGGGAGUGACUCUGAAGGAGAUGAACCUUCCUGCAUUUAUGACAAUGAUGUUGUGGAAGAACUACGACGAUCCAGAGCUCAGCAGAACAACACAACAGCCCCAUAACUAGAAGGUGCAACAGAAGCCAGGGAGAAGGAUCAUGAUGGAUGAGGUGGUGAGGACUGAGGUCAUCCUCUCAGUCUACAUCAUUUCCUUCCUUAUCGGCCUGCCAGCCAACCUCUUGGCUCUCUACGCCUUCAGUGUGAAG
Molecule: messenger RNA, 3561 nt
Organism: Notolabrus celidotus (New Zealand spotty)
Lineage: Eukaryota; Metazoa; Chordata; Actinopteri; Labriformes; Labridae
Product: Schwann cell myelin protein-like
Exons: 10
Coding region: 1836-3419 (527 amino acids)
Source: RefSeq, a predicted model, not a curated record